AUGUCUCGUGGACAAGUCGCAUAUCAAAGACAAUUGGCAUUGGAUAAAGUACAAAACAUGAAAAGCAGUAUUUUGCGUUGUACAGUCUUGCUUUUAGUAUUACAUGUAGGAGCAACGGAUGCUGAAAAAUGUCAGAGUGGUCGAAUCGGUGCAUACAGCUACCCAGUGGAGCCAUUUUACCCCGUUACAGAGACAAUAAUAUUUGAUCCCCCAUUUAGUGAAACUCCCUCAGUAAUGUACGCUCUUAAUUUCAUUGAUGUAAACUAUGCCGAAAAUUUCCGUGUGAACAGUUCCCUUUUGUAUGUCGAUAAAUACCAAGCUCAGCUUCAAAUGUCGACGUGGCACGACACCAAACUCUACGGCAUUGGUCUAUCCUGGAUGGCUUGUCCCUAAAACGUGCGGGUGAUUAGACAUAUUACGUGUUUCCGGUUUAUUUUAUCUCAAAACUACAUCAGUUAUUUGAAUACGGGUGUGCAUACUGUUUAUUUUAUUAUU
Messenger RNA from Saccostrea echinata, 495 nucleotides. RefSeq lists its product as uncharacterized. Gene Ontology annotation, biological process: cell adhesion. NCBI's taxonomy places the organism in Eukaryota, Metazoa, Mollusca, Bivalvia, Ostreida, Ostreidae. The transcript is spliced from 3 exons. The record is from RefSeq and is a predicted model, not a curated record. The coding region runs from base 1 to 393 and encodes 130 amino acids. Gene Ontology annotation, molecular function: carbohydrate binding.